Symbiodinium sp. CCMP2456 is the source of this 303-nucleotide messenger RNA. The record is from the annotation of a GenBank genome assembly. Lineage: Eukaryota; Dinophyceae; Suessiales; Symbiodiniaceae.
AUGGCGUACACAGGAACAUUGAAGAAGUUCAUGGAUGGCAAGGGUUUCGGCUUCAUCGAGAAUUCGGAUGGUUCCGGCGAUGUCUUCGUCCACUUCUCUCAGUUGACCAAUGGAAGCUCUGACGACAUGAUUGUCGGAACCGAGAUGUCCUUCGACAUUGAGGAAGACGCUCGAAGUGGCAAAACUAAGGCAACCAAUGUGACGCUGAAGGGUGGUGGCAGCGGUGGCUACGGCGGUGGCUAUGAUUCCGGCAAGGGCAAGGGAAAGGGAAAGGGCAAGCGGGAUCGAUACGACCCGUACUGA